AUGCAAAAAACCAGUAUUAUUCCUAUUGCUCACGCUGAAGCUCCAGCUAAUGAACCCGAGAACGAAGAAGCACUUGAAGAACCAGAAGAUCUAAAGCCACAGAUCGAAGAAGAAUGCGGUGAAACCACAGCUUGUAAACCUUUAAAACAUCACCUUGAAGAAUGCGCUCGUCGUGUUGAAGCAGGUGGAACCGACGAAACUUGUGCUGAAGAAUUAUUACACUUUAUGCAUUGUGUAGACCAUUGUGCUGCACCUAAAAUUUUUGCAAAAUUAAAAUAA
This is a messenger RNA of Funneliformis mosseae, 279 nucleotides long. The record is from the annotation of a GenBank genome assembly. NCBI's taxonomy places the organism in Eukaryota, Fungi, Glomeromycota, Glomeromycetes, Glomerales, Glomeraceae.